AAAUAAAGAAUUUUCGUGACUUUCUAAAAUAUUUUAUUAAUUAAUAUCCGUUCCAAAAUAGAUGUCCUGUGGAGUUAAACUGAUUAAACAGAAUCUUUAUAGUUUUUAAUACCCAGCAAACAUAUCAGUAAUGAAUACAGUUAAGGCAGUAAAGCAACAAGACGUACAAAAACAUAAUUUCAACAAUAACAAUAUCGAACAUUCAACAAAAUCAGCUGUAUUAAAGUGGAAUUCAAGUUGUGAAUUAUAUAAAUCCAGUUUAACAAAUAACAGACUCAGGAAGAUUAAAUCUGAAGCAGAUCUAGCAACUAUUUUACAAGAUAAAGACCUAAAAGUUAUAAAAAGUGUUAAGCCUUCAAAGUCUGAAAGGAAUUUAAAUAGUGUGUAUAAUUAUAUGACUUCAACUCCUUGUGACACAUCCAGAAACUCAAACGUAAUGGAAAUAAGUACAUACAGUAUGAUAGCAGAUAGUAAUUCAAUAAAAAUCCCAAUUGUUGGAUAUGAAGUUAUGGAAGAAAGAAGCAGAUUUACAAUUUUUAAGCUAAGGAUUGAAAACUAUGAGAAGAAUAGUUUUUGGCUAGUAUUAAGACGUUUCACUGAUUUUACUAGAUUACAUACUAAACUCAAGCAACUAUUCCCUAGUACAAAUCUUGUGCUUCCAAAAAAGAAAUGGUUUGGAAAUAACUUUAGUUCCGGAUUUUUAGACACUCGAAUAGCUGGAUUACAAACUUUUAUUAAUACAAUAUUGGGAAAUCCGGAAAUGAAAAAAUGUCCAGUUGUUCGUGAGUUCUUUUGUCUAGAUGAACCGCCACUAUUUUCUGAAAGUAUGGAAGAUUGUAAGGCAAUUUUCGAAGCACAGGAAGAAACUAUUGCUUAUUUAAAAAUGCAACUGAAGGCAAAAGACGAAAUCAUAACGAAUCUCAAUCAUAAAAAUGAUUACCUGACAUCACUCGUAAAAUCAUCAAUUGGAAAGUGCUCAAAGACUGACAAUUCAUACUAAUUGCUAAUUCAAACAAUAAUGAUAGUAAUGUUUUAAUGCUGUGCAAAAUUAUAAUCUACCAGAUGCCUUAAAGAUGUUUCUUAUUUUGCGAAAAGCUUCCUACAACUUUCUGCUACAGAAAGUUUUUAUACAAUUCUUGAGAGUGUUUUCAUAUUCAAAACAGUUGCGUCUAUUUUUGUCGCGUUGUUCUCUAAUUCUAAACAUUCACAACAGUUUGUUAAAAUUAAUUUCCAGUUGCAAUAUGAAAAUGCUCUAAAAAGUAUCACUUGUGAAGAUAUACCUAAGAUAUUAUAGCUCUAUAGAUGUUAAAAAUUGGUAUCGAAUAUAUUUUAUACGAUAAGUUAUUUGCAUG
Messenger RNA from Chironomus riparius, 1352 nucleotides. Lineage: Eukaryota; Metazoa; Arthropoda; Insecta; Diptera; Chironomidae. The record is from the annotation of a GenBank genome assembly.